GAAGUCGACUCUUUCCUAAAUUACACUCACAAAACUCCCGACCUUUUCUUGAUUCUUUUUUAUUUUUUUUAUUUUCUGAUAUUUUUUCUCUUUUAAGAAUCUCAAAAUCGAGAAGAAACCAUUACAGAGUGACAGUGUGUGUAUGUGGGAGAGGUAAUUUCAGGCAUGGCAUCUCCUGCAACAUGGAGGUGGUCAUUGAAACCAAGAAAAACAAGUAAACAUUCUGCAUUAACCCUUUACUCCACUUGCAAUCCUUCAAGUUUUCAUUUCUCUCAUCGAAAUCUAACAUCAAGAACAACAACAACUUAUCGUACUAAUUGCUCUUUAGAUCAUAAUUCUUCUUCUUCGGAUGAGGUUCGUAUUUCUUCAUAUACAACUGAUAAUGAAAUACUGAAAAGCAACAAAAAGAAGAUUAAUUGUAAUAAAAAAUCGAUUCAAGUUGGGAUAGAGUCUGUUGAUUCGACUUCGUCCCUGAUUGAAGAAAUUUCAGCUUCGGGUAAUGAUAAAUCAGUAGAGGAACAGGUGGAGAAGAAGAAGAAUGAGUCAUUGAAUCUACCACGGAAGUCAUUAUUUGAGAAACAAAAGCCUCUGUGGAAGAGGAUAUUCUUUGCAUCUAAAAAAGUUAGGAGUAUUAUAUUACUCAAUGUCAUUUCUGUUAUCUAUGCUAGUAAUAUACCAGUUCUCAAAGAAGUUGAAGCUAUUGUGGAUCCAGCAACCUUCACGGUCGUUCGUUUUACUCUGUCUGCAAUCUUUUUUUUGCCGUUUGUCAUUCAAGCUAGUGGUGACGCUGAGACCAGAACAGCUGGGAUAGAGUUGGGGGUUUGGGUCAGUUUAGGGUACCUUAUGCAGGCUCUUGGAUUAGUAACAUCAGAAGCUGGACGUGCAUCAUUUAUUACCCUGUUCACGUUAAUUGUGGUACCAUUGCUUGAUGGUAUGUUAGGGGCAAUAGUGCCUACCGUCACCUGGAUUGGGGCUCUCAUCUCCAUUGUUGGGGUCACUUUGCUGGAAUCCAGUGGCUCUCCACCAAGUGUUGGCGAUCUAUUGAACUUCUUGAGUGCGGUGUUUUUUGGUGUUCACAUGCUUAGAACAGAACAUUUUGCAAGAAGUACUAAGAGGGAUAAUUUCUUACCGCUCCUUGGAUAUGAGGUUUGUGUUGUUGCUAUCUUCUCAAUAAUCUGGUAUUUUGCGGGAGGCUGGUUUGGUGACACACAUGAAUUGGACCCUGGAUCAUGGACAUGGCCUGUGGUGCGCUAUUGGUUGGUCAAUUUCCCAUGGAUACCUGCAAUUUAUACAGGCGUUCUUUCAACUGGGGUGUGCUUAUGGGGAGAGUUGUCAGCUAUGCGUGACGUAUCAGCAACAGAAACAGCAAUCAUCUAUGGGUUGGAGCCACUCUGGGGUGCUGGUUUUGCAUGGUUUCUCUUAGGCGAAAGGUGGGGCAUCACUGGAUGGAUUGGGGCUGCUCUCGUACUGGGUGGUAGCUUAACAGUGCAGAUAUUUGGCUCAGAAUCUCCCAGUAAAGCUAGAGAAAAUGAAGAUGAUAUUGGGAAUGGUAGUACUGAUAAUCUAAUGCUUUCAGAUAAAGGGAAGAGUUUCCCCCCAUCACCAGUUGUUGUUACCACCACCUCUAGGAAAAAGAAUGUCUCAGAAUUUUUAAAGAAGUUGAAAAAGUAAGCUCCAGAAACCACUUACUAGUAAAGUAGAUUUCUAUGGCCUUUCCUUUGAUGAAGGUUGAGAGGGGUUGCCAGUUCGAUCCCCACCCUCAUGAAACGGACUUUAAUAAUGUAACAGAUUUGCAUUAUAACAAUCUUGUAAUUAUGAUGGGAGUGAUCACUGUUAUAAAUAAAGGUGGCAUUUGAUUUUGAGAUCAAAAA
Molecule: messenger RNA, 1871 nt
Organism: Papaver somniferum (opium poppy)
Lineage: Eukaryota; Viridiplantae; Streptophyta; Magnoliopsida; Ranunculales; Papaveraceae
Exons: 7
Coding region: 166-1671 (501 amino acids)
Cellular component (GO): membrane
Source: RefSeq, a predicted model, not a curated record